AUGAUGGCGCUCAUCUCACGGCUCGAAAUGAUCAUCUGUCGCGUUCUCUACAUUCCCGACAAUAACGACCCGCCCACGACGCGCAGUAUCGCCGUGUCGGCGCCGUCAUUGACGCAAUACUCGUCUAAUGUCUACUACCAAGAAGAGCAACUUAUUGAGGGCGUGACGAUCAUGGGUGAAGCGCGAUAUUUCAAAUUAGUGAACGACGGCAAGGACCCGAUGCAGGACCGCGAUAUGGUGCUGGUACUGCGCGACUCAUCGGUCAAGACGCGGCUGCCUGUGGUGGAAAGCUCCUUCUUCGCUGGUCUGCUGCCGAUGUUGCAGUCGAACAAGCCAGAAGAACCUCGUGCGAUUGAGAUCAUUGGCGGCAGCGACCAGCAUCCACACGCGCAGCUUCCAUUGAUCUAUCCAGGCUCACUGCGACUGGGCCAGUAUACGAUACUGCAGCUGGAGAAAGAUCCUUUGGAAGACAAGUGGUGCGUCGCAGCAGUCAUCUCCCAUCAGCUAGAGAAAGAAGAUGACGAGGAUGUCGACACCUCAUACUAA
Phytophthora nicotianae INRA-310 is the source of this 546-nucleotide messenger RNA. RefSeq lists its product as hypothetical. The coding region runs from base 1 to 546 and encodes 181 amino acids. The transcript has 4 exons. The record is from RefSeq and is a predicted model, not a curated record. NCBI's taxonomy places the organism in Eukaryota, Oomycota, Peronosporomycetes, Peronosporales, Peronosporaceae.